Molecule: messenger RNA, 1044 nt
Organism: Rhododendron vialii
Lineage: Eukaryota; Viridiplantae; Streptophyta; Magnoliopsida; Ericales; Ericaceae
Product: F-box protein At4g18380-like
Exons: 1
Coding region: 1-1044 (347 amino acids)
Molecular function (GO): protein binding
Source: RefSeq, a predicted model, not a curated record
AUGGAGCACUGGGAGAAGAAGAAUAACGAAGAAGCAGAGAACCGGUUCCAUCGUCUGCCCGACGACGUCAUAGUGCACAUCUUCGACAAGGUCUCCGACAUUAAAUGGCUGUGCAGAUGCUUCAUGGCCUCCAAGAGAUUCUCUUCCCUCGUCCCUCGCGUCCAAACACUCUCCGUCAACAGCAACAUCUGGGAUUCCUUCUUGAAAUCCUGCACUGAUUCCCACAGCGAGGAGAGAGAGAAUCCCCAAGGACCCAUUUUCCUUGAAAAAUUCUCCGAAUUCUUCAUCGGCACCUUGGUCUUCCAACCCCUUCGAUACUUCCACGAUGCUUCCUAUCCCUUUCCUUUUUCCCGGCUGAAUUUCCUUGAUCUGGUGUUCCAAUUGAAACAGAUUCGGUCUCUGAAUCUCGAGCUUAUCUCCGAUUUCAGCGAUGACGAUGAUUCUGUUUUCACAUGGGGGGUCAAAUUCACGGCCGAAAUCGACAGCUUCACGUUUCUCUAUGCAAAAUCCCUCUCUAGAACGAUGAAUUCUGAAGCAGAAGAAGAUGCAACUGAGAAUAUUGAGAUAGCUUGGAAAGAGAUGUUUCAUUCAGUAAAAGUAGCCAAGAGGUGUGCAAAAUACGCAGGGUGGUGGCUAGGAGUCUUGUCUCAUGUUUUCGCAAAAUUCCCAAUACUUGAGAGCGUUACCAUCACGGAUUGGAAGAACAAGGGGGUGAAGCUCUGUUUGGGUGGUGAAAAGCUUGUGGAAUGCAGGAAUACUUUGGAUACAAAAUCAAUGAUUUCGCCGAAAUUGGCCGAUGCAUGGUGGCGAGAGCAAGGGCACGCAAGGGUUAGCUAUUUGCCUGUUUUACAGCUACCAAUUACUGGGUAUGUGAUGAAAGGGGUGACUUUUGUUAACUUCAAAAAGUCUGGUAAGGAUUUUGAGUCCAAUACCGCCAUGUUGGAUGCCUUUGCGGAGGAACAAGGUCCUUUUUUGGAAGCCUUGGAGCAGAUUCUGGAAAAACAUAAGGACAGCAUCAAGGGAUUUUUCUACGAAUAUAAUUGA